CCUGGCUAAAGUACGCAUGACAGCGCCAUAAUAAACAUUCAUUUUAUCUUAUUUCUUAUUAUCCUCUCUCAAAGAAAGUUGUUGUGACUUGACAUUUUACCAAAGUAAAAGAAUUAAUCGGAGGUGAAGUUUUGCCGAUAAAAGUGAAUGUAAUGCAAACGAUUACGGAUCUGUGUGACCAGGGAAAGCAAAUUGUCAGUCCGUUCUUUAAAGGAGCGCUGGAUACACUGAGUACAAUGACUGGAAUCGGUGGGAAGAGUAGUGCACCAGUUUCGACUGAAGUGGUCAAAAAGGCACAAGAGAUGUCGCUCGCGAAAAGUAACAUCUUCAAGAAUCUAUUCGCAUUCGAUCGACAGCUUAUACGACUUGCUGGAAUAUCGGGAGCCAUAGCUGUUGGUCUUGGAGCCUAUGGUGCUCAUGUGGUAAUGAUGAACGACAACAUUCCCGAAGUGCAAAAAAAUUCGUUCAGAACGGCCAGCAUGUAUCACUUUUUCGGUACAUUUGGACUAGUUGCCUCAUCAAUGACGAAAUAUCCCGCCGUGUCUGGAACACUAAUGGCAAUUGGGACGACCAUCUUUUGUGGGGCGUGCUAUUACUACGGUUUAACAGGAGAUCCAUCUGCACGAAAAGUCGCUCCAUUCGGUGGAACUGCACUAAUCGCAGCUUGGAUAUCUUUCGUUUUAUAAAUGUGUGUUAUUGGUGUAAAAUAAAUAAAUUAUUGU
Messenger RNA from Bradysia coprophila, 722 nucleotides. RefSeq names its product transmembrane protein 256-like. Gene Ontology annotation, molecular function: glutathione transferase activity. Gene Ontology annotation, cellular component: membrane. Gene Ontology annotation, biological process: glutathione metabolic process. NCBI's taxonomy places the organism in Eukaryota, Metazoa, Arthropoda, Insecta, Diptera, Sciaridae. The record is from RefSeq and is a predicted model, not a curated record.